Brassica napus (rape) is the source of this 3708-nucleotide messenger RNA. RefSeq names its product MD-2-related lipid-recognition protein 3-like. Lineage: Eukaryota; Viridiplantae; Streptophyta; Magnoliopsida; Brassicales; Brassicaceae. Gene Ontology annotation, biological process: sterol transport. The transcript is spliced from 4 exons. The coding region runs from base 2652 to 3137 and encodes 161 amino acids. The record is from RefSeq and is a predicted model, not a curated record. Gene Ontology annotation, molecular function: sterol binding.
UAUAUAUAUAUGACAUAUUUUGACUAAUUUGAUGGGGAGUUAUUCGCAUUCUUUUCAGAUCCUAAAUAUUCGGACCCGAUACAGACCCAAAAAUUAUAGGUAUUUUAGAGACUCAUACCUGAAAACUUACAAGUACCUAUUGGAAAUGUUUAGGACCCAAAGGAUCCGUACCCGAAAAGAACCGGCCUGAAACCAACCUGAAGACCCGAACGCCCAGGCCUACCCUCGAUCUAUUGCAGCUCUAUGAUACACCGGGUUAAAGUUGUUCAAAACAAAUCUCUUCUUGCGGUUUCAAAAUUUGGAAAAAUACUCUGCAAUGAGAUUUUAUUAUGCAAAAUGCAUUUUAUUUUAUUUCUUUUGAAAAGUACACUUUUUCUUAAGUUAAAUGACUAAAUUAUCCUAACUAAAAUAUAUAGUUACAUUAAAAUUUUAAACUUCUAAAUAUUUUAAUUAAACGACAAAUAAUAAUAGGAAAAAGAUGAAAAACAAUCAUAGUUGAUGAAACAAUCUUUUGUAUAAACAAAUUUCACUUUUUUUAUGAUUCAGUGUCCUUGGGCUUUAUAAGUUUUACGUACAAACUUUCCCUCAAUUGAAUUUUUUUUCUAAAUGUUUCCAAAAUUUCAAAUCAAAGUACAAAAAAUGACAAUGAAGCUGCAAAUUUACAGCAUAGAACUCAUAUCUUAUCGAUCUGCUUCAUCAAAAACAAAAUAAGAAACCUAGGCAAAAUAAGUAACCAGAUAGAGACGUAAGUAUCAGUUUAUGGUAAGUUCUUUUUCUCUCGUAACACAGAAUCCAAUUUAACCCAGAGAUUCUCCUUGAUUACGACCAGUGAUGCUGAGGGUCGGGAGACAGAGUUGUGGAGACGGGAAUUUCUUUCCUUCCAAAUUGCAUAGACAGAGUUGUUACGAAUUUCAGAAUCAAGUCAACAUUUUUGUCCCUUAGUUGAAAUUUAUUAUAUACAAAUGACCAAUUCACCAAUUUAUGAACACAUGAGUUCUCUAUCACUUGUCAAUGUUUUGUUACUAGUUUUAUGAUCAUUUAGUGGAGAGAAAAGUUUUUCAUAUAUGCAAAUUUGGUGAGAUGAUAAAUUUUAACAUAUAAAAUCUUAUAUUAUGUAUAAGGAAAGUGAUAACUUAGUUACGUAAAAUUUUCUGUUUAUAUAAGAUUUAUAGAUUUUUAAAAAGAUAAACAUUGAUAUAUUUUUAAAAGAUUUAUCCAAUUAUAUAUUUUUUAUUAGAUCAUUAAUAUAUUAUCUAAUAAUUUUGAAAUUUAUUUUUAGUCAAUAAAGGAUAAUAUUUAACUUUAUCAUGGUCAAAAUGUCUUUUUACAUAAAUGAUAAGUGUAAUUUUCAAAAACAAAUAACAUCAAUGCAUUUUUCAAAUUUGAAAACAUAAAUAGAGUAUUUUCCCAAUUAUCCCCUAAUACUAUACUAAAGAAUAAACAAAAUGAAGACUUGAAACCAUGUUAAUGGAUGUCAAACAUAGAACCAUUAACCAAAAGACCUAGAGUAACUCAUUGUUUUAUACUUACAAAUCUAGUUUUUAAAAUUUAACAUGCGUCAUGUGACACCCCUACCUUACAAGUAGGUCCGCCUCUGGUUGUGCAUAUGUUGCAGCUAAGGCAUACUAGUUGCUUUAUUUGUUGCAUCUUAUUACACAAAGCACUCCAUUAGGUUUUGCAUCAUAUUCAUCAUGGCGACUAGAUCUCCAACUGGUGGACCUGUCUGGUCCACCGGUUUGAGUGUCAUUUUUUCCGGUUAUCUCAAUUUUUCUUGGAGUUGAUUUCUAAUUUCUCACAGGCGCCGCUAUUUGUUGAAUCUGAAUUAUCUGAAAUACGUUUGUUUAGAAAUCAAAGGCGUAGAGCGAUGAAAUCGUUUAAGAGAAAUGAAUUUGGCAAGAUUAAGCUAAAUCUAUGAAAUCUUAAUUGUUAUGCCGACUUCUGUGUGUUUUGUGUUUUUUUUUUCUCUUUUUGAGAGUCAUCCUGUUUUUAUAGUCGAACUCGGUAGCUUUUUUUUUUCUUAAGUUCACUUGGAUUUCCUCGACUUUCUCUCUUCUUAUCUGAGACGAGUACAGUUAUCUUGAAACAUGUUGAAGAUAGCAGUCCAUCACCAACGAAUAUGAUUCAUUAUGAACACAUAAUAAUCAUGUUUCCUUUUCCAGAUCUGGGUGGACGGAAAAUGAUUUUUUUUUUUUGACAUCGAACGGCCAUUCUAUUACUCAAGCUUGAGGUGGUUUGGGUAACCAGACUAAAAUAGAACAACCAAUAAAAAAUAACUCCCUAUGAAAGGUCCUAGCAGUUUUAAAUAAAUAAAUUAGAAAACUGGCUGUGCACUCGUGGCACAUGGGUUCCAUGUGAUUAUGAUUUUCUAUUUAAAACUAUGAACUGUAUAUUCGUCAGUCAUAACUCAUAAGGUUGGUAUCUUUUAAUUAGCUUAUAUUUUAUGAUUUGUGCGCAUAACGUGGGAGAUUAAAAUAUGCAGCGAUAUUUCACUUUUAAAUUUGAACGUGCUCCACUAAAAUUUAGAAAAAUACUAUAAUCCGAUAGACUAUAAAAUAGUAAGCAAAGGGAACAUAACAUGUUAUACAACUUUGUUUCUCAAAAUACAAAAAAAAAAAGAAGCUUUUCCUUGUAGAAGGUCAACGGGCAGAUCCAUGGCGAUGUCUAAAAUCCAACCUGUGCUUCUUCUAUUCGUAUCACUUUUCUUUUUACCUGCUUUAUGUUCCAUCGAUUAUGAAUACUGUGACAAAAGUGGAUACGAUUUCGGUAAUGUCAGUUAUGUUGAUAUCACGCCCAACCCCGUUGGGAAAGAGGACAAGGCAACCCUUAUGAUAUUCGGUUUUGCAAAAAAUAGCAUCCAUGGAGGAUAUGUAGGGGUGUCUGUUAAAGCAGGAGAAUCUACUUACAAUGUCGCUCGGUACCCUCUCUGUGUGCUGGUUCCUGGAUGCUAUAUUAAAGCCGAAAGCAAAUUUUUUUUACCUCUUAAAAACCUACCUCAUCAUUUUAUUGAGGAUGAGUCCAAAAAUGUGUAUUCCAUUAAACUGGUUGAUACAGAUGUCGGAUUAAUUGAAGCGCCAAUAGUAAGAAUGUGUGUCGAAUUCGAGUUACCUACUUCAGCUCCCACAUUGAUAUCUGCUUAGUCAAGUUAGUGGGUGGAUACUCGUGUCCUUUCAAAUCCUUCUAUGAUUAUGUACUUGUAUCUUUUCCAUUUCUAUGCACUGUGUAACAAAUAAAGAAAAUCCUGCACCAAAAAUAAUAUCUUUGUUUUAGUUUUGGAUUUUUUUUUUGGGAAAAUUGUUUUUUUAGAACAAAAAAAUAAUAACUAUGUCCCUUUAGACUAAUCCCAUAUACUUUAUGUCUCAUUAGGCUAAUUAUUUUCAAAAUAACAAUAAUGUCCUUAAAAUUGUAAUUUUUAAAUAUAAUAAAUAAUGAGUUCGAUCAAGCGGGAUCGAUCGAUCCGAAAUUACAAGGUCGAACGGAUCGAUCCUGAUCAUUAUGCAGAACAAAAAAAACUGCGGAGCAUAUACUGAUCGACCUUGUCCAUUUCACUCUAUCGGCAAAGGUCGAUUUCAUACAGAUCGACCGAUCUCGAAUUAUAGACCGAUCGAUCUGUGGAAGCAUAGAUAUGAAUCAUGGUAGAAGUAAUGUGAAAUUUUUGUGAACAUUUUGUGAACAAUCAAUGAAAUAUAGAAGACGGCGUGAGAAGAAGGU